AUGCGUCUCUGUAGGCCAUCAGUUAUCAGGCCACUGCGGUCGGUCACUCCACGUCUGCAUCUGCAGCCCGUCCCACGGAUGAGCAGCACCCUUCAGUUCGCCGAGGGCGAGGACACACAGCAGCUAAGUCGCGAUGCCGAGGCUCUGCUGAAGCAGGGUUGGGCCCUCGAUGGAGAAGGGAUGGGAAUUACGAAAACCUUUCACUUUAAGACCUAUUUCAAGGCAGUGUCAUUCGUCAACUUCAUUGCUGCAGAGAGUGCGUCAAAGAAGCAUCAUCCCACCAUGACUGUGCGGAUCGGGUCGGUCGAUGUCCACUGGACCACUCAUCGCCCGCAGGGCUUUACGUCCAAGGAUGUGGCUUUGGCUCGGCACUGUGAGCAGGGCGCUGGUCUGAUGGCUGUUGAUCCCAGUCAGGGAUUAAACUGUGCGAAGGGAAAGUGA
Messenger RNA from Penicillium antarcticum, 441 nucleotides. RefSeq names its product 4a-hydroxytetrahydrobiopterin dehydratase. The transcript is spliced from 3 exons. The record is from RefSeq and is a predicted model, not a curated record. NCBI's taxonomy places the organism in Eukaryota, Fungi, Ascomycota, Eurotiomycetes, Eurotiales, Aspergillaceae. The coding region runs from base 1 to 441 and encodes 146 amino acids. Gene Ontology annotation, molecular function: 4-alpha-hydroxytetrahydrobiopterin dehydratase activity. Gene Ontology annotation, biological process: tetrahydrobiopterin biosynthetic process.